Messenger RNA from Penaeus vannamei (Pacific white shrimp), 1879 nucleotides. Lineage: Eukaryota; Metazoa; Arthropoda; Malacostraca; Decapoda; Penaeidae. The record is from RefSeq and is a predicted model, not a curated record.
GCGGCCACGGCGUUCAGUAAGUGACCAGCCACCGAGGUAAGAGGAUGUUGUUCGUGCGUCGCGGCUUCACACCGCAGUGAGUGCAGUGAUGAUCAUGUGCUAGUGCGUGCAUACCCAGUUGUGCAAGGAAAUCGCCAUCAUGGCAACGCAGGACUACACCCCGCAUCUCAAGCGAGUGCUGCGCUCGUACCAGAGUACAGCCAUGACUAGUCUCCACGGGCCUGGCACUAUCUACCUGAACGUCGCGGGCGGCAGGGGCGUGAGCGACAAGGUGACCGAUUUCGGCGAGGAUAACAUUAAGUCUUUUAAGCAGUGCAUCAAGCUGUACGAGGACUCCCUCAAGAACAAGGUCGAGGACAGCCCCCGGCGGUGCGCUGCCGACGACGCCGCCGAGUGCAGGCGAGGCCCAGCGCCGUCCAGCCCGCCCACGCGCCGCCCGCCCACGCCCUCCGCCAGGGAGCCCGACCUGCCGGAGGGGAAGGACCCUGACGGCGCCCUUCCUUCGGCAGCGCCCCUUCGCUCCCCCUCUCCCCCAACCCCCGCCCCGCCACCCACACCCCCCGCCCCCGCCGACGCCCUCGCCGCCGCGCCCUCCGCGCCCACCGCCGGCGCCGCCAGCAUCAAGUCGCCCGCCGCCGGCAGCGCCUCCGACAGUAGCGCGGGCUUCGGCGGGUCGUGGGUGGAGCCGGGCGUGUUCCUGGCGCCCGCGCCCUUCCCGCCGCAGCCGUGGCCGGUGCUGGCGGCGGCCGACAAGGGCUCGCCGGGCUCCAGCAGGGGCUGCGAGGAGACCCUGCUGGACGGCGAGCCCAUCGCCUGCUUCAACGUGGGCGGCGAGCGGCGCCUGUGCCUGCCGCAGAUCCUGAACACGGUGCUGCGGGAGUUCUCGCUGUGGCAGAUCAACAACGUGUGCGACGAACUCCGCAUCUUCUGCUCGCGCUCCACGCCCUCGCAGCUGGACGCCCUCCGCGUGGCGGGCGUCCUGCCGCACACGGCCACGUCCUGCGGCCUCAUCACCCACACCGACGCCCAGAGGCUGACGCAGGCCCUGCUCUACGCCCAUCCCUCCCGCUCGCCCGCGCCCGCACCCGCGCAGUCGCAGCAGGCGAGUCCGCAGCUCCGGGUGUACCACACCUGCUUCGGGAAGUGCAAGGGCCUGGUGUGGGACGACCUGUACGCCUCCGCCAGCGCCGCCUGCAUCGAGUGCGAGGAGUGCCACGGCCUGUUCCCGCCCGCGCGUUUCGUCUGCCACGCCCACAGGUCCCUCGAGAACCAGACAAUCCACUGGGGCUUCGAUGCCGAGAAUUGGCGCACCUACCUGCUCCUGGUCCCCCUGAAGGCCCUUGCCCUCAAGGCCGAAGAGCAAGUUCGACCCGGCGGGCCAACCCAAGCGCAAACAGACGAGGCCGGCAAAAACACGUCUCCGGCGCGGCAUGCUCGGCUGCACCGGGAUUUCGCCGAGAGAAAUGUCAGGAGAGGAUGCAGCAGGCGGUGCCCUCCGCUGGCCAGGGACCAGCGCCUCCGCCGUGGCCUCCGUCAGCUGGUGGGGAAGGGAUAUUUCCGUGAUCAUAGCUUUAUUUGUGUACAUAUUAUCCCUGUACAAGAACCUCCCUCCCCGAGCAAAGACCAGAAAGACGAGCUCGGCGGGGCACCAGCUCGUCACGCAGGCGCUGGCGACGCUGUAGGCACGUCGUCGGUGGUGGCAGUGGUGUCACAGAGAGCAAAGCUGGUGGCAGCGGUGUCAGUAGCGGUGUCACAGGGCACGGCGGUGUCUGCGGUUUCGUCUGGAGGACGUAGAAGGCUGCGAAGGGACGGGAAGGUGCCCUUCGUGUAUUCCGAAGAGUUUGCGUUAUUGUAUGGACGUAUGUUUUGUCAAUAUUGA